This is a messenger RNA of Mesorhabditis spiculigera, 957 nucleotides long. NCBI's taxonomy places the organism in Eukaryota, Metazoa, Nematoda, Chromadorea, Rhabditida, Rhabditidae. The record is from the annotation of a GenBank genome assembly.
AUGCGACAGCGCAUCUGCACAUUGAAGGCCAUGUUACAUUUGCUGGCGAUCUUCUCGUUGACGUGGGUGACGACGGCCAAUUAUUGCCCCGGCGGAGCGUAUCUUUACCAGGAUCAAUGUUACAUCCAGGCGUAUAGCGGAAAAUCUUCAUUUGACCACCAGCUAGGCCAGCCGAUCUGUGAACUAAUGGGCGGACGGUUGGCUCAACCGGGCAAUGCUCUCGAAAAUCAAAUCGCGGCAAAUAUCGGAGGGCCCCGCGCCCACCUGGGCGUGCGACGCUUCAACGGAACUUGGCGGUAUGCCGAUGGCACCACACUGACUUACCAAAAAUGGGCCAAUGGCACUGCCGAUGACGGAAAGAAUUGUGCUGCCUACAGCAGCGGAGGUGGCGAUUCAUCAUGGUAUCCGGUGGAUUGCAUGGAGCAGAUACCAUCCAUCUGCACUUUCCCAAGCCGCACGUUGUUCGAAUGCCCAGCCGGUUGGAGCUACAAUCGAUUCACCGAUUUUUGCUAUUACGCUCCGCCGUCGGACUUCUCGGUAAUCGGGACGAUCACGAUGGAAGACGCCGAAUUGCGAUGCCAAAGAAUGAAUGCAAAUCUUGUGUCGAUUCACAGCGAGGCGGAAAACGAUUUUGUCUUUGAUCUGGUCGGUCUGGCCUUCCAAAGGGGUAAUUAUUUGGAUUCCUGCGUGAGUGAGGGCCCUCGAUACGUGAUCGGCUACAACGGAACCGAAGGAGAACCGGAAGCCCAGUGGACCGAUGGAUCGCCAAUGAUCGUGAAGUUGACGCGUGUGUUGGGCGCACAUAGCUAUGGGAUUAGCUAUGCUUGCAAGGCCGACCAUGGUAGCGUUUGGCUACCAUCAUAUCAGGGAGAUAUGUUUGGAGGGUACAUCUGCAAAAUCAAGCCUACGGCACCGUUCCAUCCCAAGCCGGCCGUCAACCACGAAAAACGCACAAUC